Anopheles merus is the source of this 4940-nucleotide messenger RNA. RefSeq lists its product as uncharacterized. The record is from RefSeq and is a predicted model, not a curated record. Lineage: Eukaryota; Metazoa; Arthropoda; Insecta; Diptera; Culicidae. Gene Ontology annotation, biological process: DNA integration. Gene Ontology annotation, molecular function: nucleic acid binding.
UGACUACGAAACAGUGCAUUUUGCCUCAGCAGAAUUUCGUUUCCUAGGCAUAGUAGCCUAUGCCUUCUUUAGUAAUAAAUCAGUUCAUAGUUAACCACCAAACGAGCAAGUUGGUUUUUAUUUGCUCUCCAUUUGAACUGUAACAUUUGGCGACGAGGAAAAGUUCAGAAGCAUCUCGAAGAUCUUUUUAGCGAAAACAUCAAAUAACGAAAAUGUCCCAAGAGGAUCUGCGAAACGCCAUCGUCCAACUCACGAAUCUCGUCGCGAAGCAGCAGCAGCAGAUCGAAAAUUUAGCAAAUCGAACUUUUUCGACGGCGGCUAGCGGAAGCGAGAAGACAAUCGAGUCGUUGGCAAAUGGAAUCCAAGAUUUCCUGUACGAUCCGGACGCAGGAGUUUUCUUUGAUGCAUGGUACGCUAGAUACGAAGACGUCUUCAUUCAGGAUGGUCAUUCUCUAGACGACGCCGCCCGAGUGAGAUUGCUUCUACGCAAAUUAAGCACCCCUCUGCACGAUAAGUACGUGAACACUAUUCUGCCAAAGCAUCCUCGCGAUUUCUCUCUGGAUGAGACCGUUACAAAACUGAAGAAGUUGUUUGGUCGCCAGAAGUCGGUUUUUCACUCCCGUUACCAGUGCCUGCAGUACGCCAAGAGUGACGCGGAUGAUUUUACUUCGUAUGCUGCCAUGAUCAACAAACACUGCGAAGCAUUUCAACUUUCCAAGCUCACGUCGGAUCAAUUCAAAGCUCUCCGAUUUGUCUGUGGACUCCAAUCGCCACGGGAUGCGGACAUCCGAGCUAGAUUGAUUUCGAAACUGGAAGCUGAUGAAACUGCAGUUGUUGAACAUGGAGAAGCUGCAAGUAAGGUGACUUUGGAAAACCUGGUGGAAGAAUGUCAUCGUGUGGCCAACCUCAAGCAUGACUCGCAGAUGGUGGAAAACAAGGAGGCUUGCUCCGUCAACGCCAUUGCGCGCAACCAGAAUCAUUCCUCUUCGAAGAAGACCAACAAAGUGCCCAAGACACCCUGCUGGAAAUGUGGGGAACUGCACUACGUUCGAGAAUGUCCGUUUGCAUCACACACGUGUACUAGAUGCAAGCAGCAAGGACAUAAAGAAGGCUACUGUUCAAGCAGUAAGCCCGCUGUAUCAAAGCCUUUCAAGCAAUGGAAGCCCAAAGAGAACAUGAAGACGAAUGGCAUUUACACUGUUCGCAACGUCGGAAGGAAACGCAAAUUCGUCUCGGUCGAGCUCAACGGGGUAGCAGUCAAGCUUCAGCACGACUCGGCGUCCGAUAUCACCAUCAUUUCGAACGAAACAUGGGUUACCAUCGGACGGCCACCCACUCAACCGACCGAUGAAUCUGCUGUCACAGCGUCUGGUAGUGAUUUGAAUCUCCUCGCAGAGUUUCAAGCCGAAAUCACUAUCAAUAACGUGACCAAGACAGGGCGCAUUUUCAUCUCUGAUAGCGCCGAUCUCAACGUUUUGGGAAUCGAUACUAUUGAUCUGUUUGAUCUGUGGUCCGUACCGAUUAACAGCUUGGUCAACGUCGUACAUCAAAACUCUGACCAAUACGUUGAUCGCCUCAAGCACCAGUUCCCGGAGGUAUUUCGAAGCACGCUGGGUAGAUGCACAAAAGCGCAAGUGAAAUUAUACUUGAAGCCUGAUGCCCGUCCGCGACCAGUGGCGUAUGCGGCUCUUCCCAAAGUAGAUGCGGAACUCGAAAGGCUCGCAACAAACGGUAUAAUUUCUCCAGUUCAAUUCUCGGACUGGGCAGCACCAAUAGUCGUCGUACGGAAAUCGGACAAUGUUUCGGUCCGUGUAUGCGGUGAUUAUUCUACGGGGCUGAACAACGCGCUGGAAUGUGACCGUCAUCCUCUACCUCAUCCUGACGAUCUUUUCGCGGAGCUGGCUGGGGCUCGCUAUUUCACACAUCUUGACUUAUCAGACGCCUAUCUACAAGUUGAGGUCGAGGUGGAAUCGCGCAAGCUGCUUACCGUGAAUACACAUCGCGGCCUUUUCCAGUACAACCGACUUCCUCCCGGAGUCAAGUCGGCACCUGGCGCUUUCCAACGCAUUAUCGACAGCAUGGUGGCUGGCAUUUCUGGAGUGAAACCCUACCUUGAUGAUAUCUUCAUUGCUGGUCGCACCAAAGAGGAGCACGAUCGUAUCCUCUAUGCUGUUCUCGAACGCGUCCGUGAGUAUGGUUUCCAUUUACGUCUUGAAAAAUGUCGUUUCGCGCUUCCCCAGAUCGGUUUCCUUGGAUUGAUCGUGGACAAGGACGGUGUUCGGCCUGACCCGUCCAAAACAGAAGCCAUUGCCAAGAUGCCACCCCCGAAGGACGUGAAGCAACUUCGCUCCUACCUCGGAGCUAUCAACUAUUAUGGUCGAUUCGUUCCGCAGAUGAAGCACCUCAGGGCUCCCCUGGAUGACCUGCUGAAAAAGGAUGCUCGCUGGAACUGGACAAAAGAGUGUCAGAAAUCUUUUGAGCAGUUCAAGACCAUUUUACUCUCCGACCUGCUGCUUACUCACUAUGACCCAUCUAAGGAGAUCAUCGUCGCGGCAGACGCAUCGAAGUAUGGUCUUGGCGCUGUCAUCAUGCAUCGUUUCCCGACCGGUGAGGUGAAGGCAAUCGCACAUGCUUCUCGCUCACUGACGGCAGCGGAAAUGAACUACGGUCAAGUGGAAAAGGAGGCAUUAGCGUUGAUAUUCGCUGUUACCCGUUUCCACAAGAUGCUGUACGGACGGCAUUUCACUCUCCAAACCGAUCAUCAACCGCUGCUCAAAGUUUUUGGCUCGAAAAAAGGAAUACCAGUUUACACAGCCAAUCGUCUGCAACGAUGGGCUUUGACACUUCUCCUGUAUGACUUCGAGAUCAAGCACAUCUCGACGAUGAAUUUCGGCUACGCAGACUUCCUGUCCCGGCUGAUGUCAUCACAGCGCAGACCAGAUGAGGAUUAUGUCAUAGCUGCCGUCUAUGUCGAAUCCGAAGCAAAGGCGAUUCUCGAAGACUCCAUCAACAAUCUGCCAGUUACACAUCAGAUGAUUGUGGCUGAGACACGUAAGGAUGCUGUUCUGCAGCAAGUGAUUAGUUACAUCAAUGAAGGAUGGCCAGCAAGCGUGAAGCUAAUCACCGAUCCUGAUGUGAAGAAGUUCUUUGUCAGACGUGAGGGACUUCAAGUCGUCGAUAACUGCGUCAUGUUCGGCGAUCGAAUCGUCAUUCCAUCAAAAUUCCGGAAGCAAAUCGUCCGCCAGCUACAUCGUGGACACCCAGGAAUGGAGCGGAUGAAGUCUCUGGCUCGCAGCUACAUUUACUGGCCGAAUGUCGACGAUGAUGUGGCGCAAUUCGUUCGUCAGUGUAAUGCAUGUGCCGAAGCAGCGAAGGCCCCGACGAAAGCAACUUUGGAAUCAUGGCCUCUCCCGGACCGGCCGUGGCAACGAGUACACGUCGAUUUCGCUGGCCCAAUCGACGGACAUCACUAUUUCGUGAUUGUAGAUGCCUACUCUAAGUGGCCCGAAAUUUUUCGCACUAGAUCCAUCACCACGACAACAACUUUGGAACUUCUUCGUGAAACAUUUUCCCGUUACGGCAAUCCAGACACGCUAGUCUCAGAUAAUGGAACGCAGUUUACGAGCGGACAGUUUCAACAGUUUUGCGGUGAGAAUGGCAUCAACCAUAUUCGUACUGCUCCAUACCAUCCGCAGUCGAAUGGCCAAGCUGAACGUUUCUUGGAUUCCUCAAACGCGGCCUUAAGAAGAUAGGUAACGGGGAAUCACCAACAUUACAGCAUCUACAGACGUUUCUUUCAGUGUACCGAUCAACACCCAACCGGAAUACACCUAAGGGAACAUUUCCAGCCGAAGCGUUUUUAAAAAGAACGAUGCGCACUACUUUGGAUCUGUUGAGGAAACCAUUCCCUCCAACUGCAGCCGUUAAUCACAAACAAAAUGAACAAUUUAACAAACGGCAUGGAGCGGUCAAGCGUUCAUUUGUGGAGAAUGACUUGGUGUAUUUUGAACAACACGUACACAACAAAAAGUCGUGGGUUCCUGGUCGAGUCAUUGAACCAAAAGGAUCCGUUAACUAUGUCGUGUCGCUUGACUUGCAUGGAAGACAGAAGCUGGUUAGAUCGCAUGUCAACCAAAUGCGUUCUCGCUAUGGUUCCGAAACCCCUGGGCAAGAACAACAACAACUUCCAUGGGAAGUUUUAUUAGAAGAAGUUGGUACUACUGCUGCAGUGAAACCAGCCGGCAAUCAUGUUGCUGUUAGUUUGAACUCUACGAUGCCAGCUGAUGUUCCUGUUUUUGAAAAUCCGCCAACCGAUUUUAACCCGCCAACAACCAAUGAACAAGCAUCUGCAUCAGCGUCGGAAUCCAUUGCAUCCGAAUCCGUCACAGCCGAAUCUAUCGCAUCUGAAUCCGUCGCAUCCGAAUCCAUCGGAAGCUUACUACGUCGUUCCGUACGAACACCGAGAAUCCCUCGAUGGCUCUCAUCAUACGACCUUUAUUAAAAAGGGGGAGAUGUAGUAGGCUAUGACUACGAAACAGUGCAUUUUGCCUCAGCAGAAUUUCGUUUCCUAGGCAUAGUAGCCUAUGCCUUCUUUAGUAAUAAAUCAGUUCAUAGUUAACCACCAAACGAGCAAGUUGGUUUUUAUUUGCUCUCCAUUUGAACUGUAACAAGCACUGACGAUUGUGUUGUGAUAUGUGAUCGAAAUGAAGUGACAUCGAGAACAGCUAGCAUGUGACUACACAGUUUUAUUGAAAUCAGAGUGUAUAUAUACAAAGUUCAUGAGGCCGCGUUAACACAUAGUUGUUGUGUUUACAUAUGGAUAGUACGAUACUUGAAUUGAUACCUUGACACCCCCACACAAUUCUAGGAUUCUAACUAUCCUAACCAAAGACCAAAAUAUAAUUCAAACAAACUUAUUGAUUUACUCCCUCUCCAAUCUU